This is a messenger RNA of Eutrema salsugineum, 1504 nucleotides long. RefSeq names its product actin-related protein 7. Gene Ontology annotation, biological process: anatomical structure morphogenesis. The record is from RefSeq and is a predicted model, not a curated record. The coding region runs from base 229 to 1320 and encodes 363 amino acids. Lineage: Eukaryota; Viridiplantae; Streptophyta; Magnoliopsida; Brassicales; Brassicaceae. Gene Ontology annotation, cellular component: nucleus. The transcript is spliced from 6 exons.
UUCUUCCAUUUCCGUAUUAGAGUCUGAUAGUCAUAGUUGUUCCCGUUCCAUUGUAGUAGAAAGUAGAAAGUAGAAACUUUACCCUAGAUUAGUCGAGAUCUAGUUGUUCGCUGUGACGUUAGAAACCCUAAUUUUGAGGGAGCUGUGAGAAGUCUGAUGUUGUGCUACUAAGUCACAGAGUACUCUGUCAGGAUUCAUUUGAAGGGUUUUUGAGGUGUGUAUAGAAUAAUGGAAGCCCUGGUUGUUGACGCUGGCUCGAAGCUCCUGAAAGCAGGAGCAGCGAUUCCUGACCAGUCCCCUGCAAUGAUAAUUCCAUCUCAAAUGAAACGAAUGGUUGAUGAUGGGUCUUCUUCAGCUGAUAUCUCAACAACUGUUUUUGAGGAUGUCACUCUUGACCCUAUUGAAAGGGGGCUUAUCAAAGAUUGGGAUGCUAUGGAGGAUCUAUUGCGAUAUGUUGUCUACACUGGCCUUGGAUGGGAGGAGGGAAACGAAGGCAAUAUACUUUUCACAGAUCCAUUAUGUACUCCCAAGGCUAUUAGGGAGCAAUUGGUGCAAUUGAUGUUUGAAACUUUCAAUGUCUCUGGAUUUUAUGCAUCAGAGCAGGCAGUGUUAUCCCUUUAUGCUGUUGGACGGAUCUCCGGUUGCACUGUUGAUAUUGGUCAUGGGAAGAUAGAUAUUGCUCCAGUUCUUGAAGGUGCUGUGCAGCACAUUGCCUCGAAAAGGUUUGAGCUCGGUGGAACCGAACUAACAAAAUUAUUGGCCCAAGAGCUUGGAAAGUCCAACCCGUCAAUCAAUCUCAGCAUGUCUGAUGUUGAAAAACUGAAGGAGCAGUAUGCAAACUGUGCUGAGGACGAGAUUGCUUACGACAAAACCAAAUACUGUGAAAUCGAGCAGCAUACACUUCCUGAUGGACAGGUGAUAAACAUUGGGCGAGAAAGAUACUCUGUUGGUGAAUCUCUGUUUCAGCCAUCGAUAUUGGGAUUAGAGGAGCACGGAAUCGUUGAACAGCUUGUCCGGAUUAUCUCCACAGUCUCAUCUGAGAACCACCGUCAACUCUUGGAGAACACUGUACUUUGUGGUGGUACAACCUCCAUGACAGGAUUCGAAAGCAGAUUUCAGAAAGAAGCAAACUUGUGCUCAUCUGCAAUCAGGCCAACGCUGGUGAAACCGCCUGACUAUAUGCCAGAGAAUUUGGGGAUGUAUUCGGCUUGGGUAGGAGGAGCAAUACUAGCCAAAGUGGUGUUUCCACAGAAUCAGCAUGUUACUAAAGCUGACUACGACGAGACUGGACCAUCGGUGGUUCACCGGAAAUGCUUCUGAUCCCCGAAUAGACCAAAACGUUUGUAGUUGUGUUGUAGCUAAGGAUUGUUUUGUGUUUUUGCUAUAUGUCUAGGUUUAUCCCUUAUCAUUUAGACACAUCCGAAUCAAUCUAUGUACUUUUAAGCAGCUUACAGAUUUGAAGAUGUGGACCAGUUUAAGUACUGAUUGCCUUGUAAGCUUAUAA